GUUAAUUCUGUUAAUUGACUUGUCCAACACUUCUUUAUCCUCAUAAUAGAUCGAUCACUUUGUGAGAUUUUUCAAAUAAUAAACUAGGGCUAUUUUUUGAAAAGCCAUUGCGUUAUUUACACUAACUUCAAACUGUUUCGUAAACCCUGUUAAUGAAGUAGUUAAUGAUUAUUUGCUUUAACUCUUCUUCAAUUUGUAACCUGAAUCCAGUCUUUUCGAAUGGGUUUGCUACAAUUUACUUGAAGCGUAUCUCUAUUAUAGAGUGGCCCUAGGUUGAAGCGUGGAAUCAUUACUUUUAAUUCAUGAUCAACAGAAUUUUGUGGUGAAUUUUAGUGUUGCGUGCUAAAAUGAGUGGGAACGAAUAUAGAUUCUUCUUGUCUUGUGACAUUAAUUCACCAGUCGCAUAUCGAGUGGAUAGACUAGAAGGCAAUCCACCUAAGAUAUCAUCUUCUGCAGAUGGGGAAAUUGGUUUAGAGAUUCCCACUCCCGAACUAUAUGUUGAAUGUGCCUUAUACAUUGAUGGUGCUCUGUUUGAGCUCCCUUCAAGAACAAGGCUGGAAUCUCAAGGAAAACCAAUUUACUGGAACGAAUACAGUACAUUAACUGCAAAGUACAGGGAUUUGACUGCUCAUGCACAGCUUGCUUUUACUGUUUGGGAUGUAUCUUCUUCUAAGCAGGAUGUGGUGGUUGGGGGUGCAACCCUGCGCCUUUUCAACAGCAAGAAACAACUUAAAACAGGACAACAGAAACUCAGGCUCUGCCUUGGGAGAGAAGCAGAUGGUUCAGUGGAUAGUACUACGCCAGGAAAGGUACCUAAGCAAGAAUGCGGAGAGAUUGAACGCUUGGAGAAGCUAGAAAAUAAAUAUGAGCGAGGCCAGAUUCAACGCAUUGAUUGGCUUGAUGAACUCACAUUCAAGGCUAUUAGGGAAAUUAAAGAGAGAGAAAGACAACGCAUUGGAAUGUCACAUCUACAUCUCAUUGUCUAUCUUUGGCCUUUUGAGCAUCCAGUUUGUUUCCAGGAACUAGGAGCAAAUUAUAACUUGCCAUCUCCAAUUUCUUCAUCAAACGAGCUAGUUCAUGUAUGGGAUCCUGAAGUGGGACGGACAAACCCUUGUGAAAAUAAGCAAUUGAAGCUGGCUAGGAGUUUAACAAGGGGUGUAAUCGACCGUGAAUUGAAACCUAGUUCUGAUGAAAGGAAGAAAAUUUCGAAUAUAUUGAAGUACCCUCCUACACAUACGCUAAGUGGAGAUGAAAGACAACUUCUUUGGAAAUUUCGGUAUUAUUUGGUGUCUGAUAAAAGGGCUUUGAUGAAAUUUCUUCGCUGUGUUGAAUGGAGUGAUGCCCAGGAAGCAAAGCAAGCAUUGGAUUUGAUGCGACAGUGGGCACCAAUUGAUACCGCAGAUGCAUUAGAGCUCUUGUCUCCUGUAUUUGACAAUGAAGAAGUACGUGCUUAUGCAGUAGAUGUUCUUGAACGAGCAGAAGAUGAAGAGCUGCAAUGCUACUUACUUCAGCUUGUGCAGGCUCUUCGAUUUGAGCGCUCUGAUAAAUCAUAUCUUGCCCAUUUUCUUGUUCGUCGAUCUGUGCAUAAUAUUGAUCUUGCGAGUUUUCUGCAUUGGUAUGUUAUGGUGGAGCUACAAGACCCUAUAUAUGCAAAACGGUUCUUCUCCACCUUUGAAAUUCUUGAAGAUCGUAUUUCAAAGUAUAGGCCUGAGGGGAGGGAGUAUGAUUAUGGUGUUAAGCUAUGGGAGAGUUUAGUUUGUCAGACAAAAUUAACUGCUCAGUUGUGCAGAAUCACAAAAGAUGUUAAAAAUGUCCGUGGUAGUACUCAGAAGAAAAUUGAGAAGUUGCGCCAGUUACUUGGAGGUCUGCUAAGUGAGCUUACCUACUUUGACAAGCCAAUAAGGUUACCUUUGGAGCCUAAAGUAUUACUCACUGGGAUAAUACCAUCAGAAUCAUCUCUUUUCAAGAGUGCUCUACAUCCUUUACGCUUGACUUUCCAAACUGCAGAUGGUGGAAAGUGGAAAGUCAUGUUCAAAAAGGGUGAUGACCUCAGACAAGAUCAACUGGUCAUUCAAAUGGUCUCACUAAUGGAUCGGCUCUUAAAGCUGGAAAAUCUUGAUCUACAUUUAACUCCAUACAGAGUAUUGGCAACGGGUCAAGACGAAGGAAUGCUAGAAUUUGUACCAUCUAGUUCUUUAGCUCAUAUCCUCUUAGAAUAUCGGAGUAUCAUAAAUUAUUUGCAGCAAUACCACACUGAUGAAAAUGGACCGUUCGGCAUUACAGCAACCUGCCUUGAAACAUUCAUAAAGAGCUGUGCUGGUUAUUGUGUUAUCACAUAUAUCCUUGGUGUUGGUGACAGGCAUCUUGAUAACCUUCUUCUAACAGAUGAUGGGCGCCUUUUUCAUGUUGACUUUGGAUACAUUCUUGGAAAGGAUCCAAAGCACUUUCCACCACCCAUGAAGCUCUGCAAGGAAAUGGUAGAAGCAAUGGGUGGAGCAGAAAGCCAAUACUAUGGGAAGUUCAAAUCAUAUUGCUGCGAGGCAUACAAUAUUCUCAGGAAAUCUAGUAAUCUUAUCCUGAAUCUUUUCCACUUAAUGGCUGGAGCCGGAAUUCCUGAUAUUGCUUCUGAUCCAGAGAGGGGUAUUCUCAAGCUCCAAGAAAAGUUCCGUUUGGACCUGGAUGAUGAGGCCUCGAUCCAAUUCUUCCAGUCCCUUAUUAACGAUAGCGUCAGUGCUUUGUUUCCACAAAUGGUGGAGACGAUACAUCGAUGGGCUCAGUAUUGGCGAUAAAGAUAGAAAUUAUGUUGCGAUUAUAUAAACAUUUCUCUAACAGAUUUGGCCUUCAUUUAAUAUAAAUUAUUCUGCUACGAUCAGAAGCGGAAAAGGAAAUCAGUACGUAAUUCCAGUGUCAUCAUAUAAAUUGGAGCCUUUUUUUUCUUCAUUCUGUAAUCCGGUACCGUCUAGUCAUAAUAAGGUAUGUUUUCUGAGUUUUUAAAAUUCGAUGUCUUUGUAGGCUUAUAAGAAGGUGGAAUAUCAAGUUACAAACUUGUUAACACCUGAAGUCAAGUCAACUCUUUUAAUGAAAUGAAUUCUAUAAUUAUCAAUUCCCUUAUUAAACAAUGCCAAGCCUGCACAUCUGGUGGCAUACAUCCUCAUACAAUAUUGACACUCUGAAUCAGAGUCCUUCGUUUCUUGGCAA
Cryptomeria japonica (Japanese cedar) is the source of this 3198-nucleotide messenger RNA. RefSeq names its product phosphatidylinositol 3-kinase, root isoform. Gene Ontology annotation, molecular function: 1-phosphatidylinositol-3-kinase activity. The transcript has 18 exons. The record is from RefSeq and is a predicted model, not a curated record. Gene Ontology annotation, biological process: autophagosome assembly; autophagy of peroxisome; phosphatidylinositol-3-phosphate biosynthetic process. Gene Ontology annotation, cellular component: endosome; cytoplasm; phosphatidylinositol 3-kinase complex, class III, type II. Lineage: Eukaryota; Viridiplantae; Streptophyta; Pinopsida; Cupressales; Cupressaceae. Bases 348 to 2789 code for a protein of 813 amino acids.